UUUAUAAUAUUUGAAAAAUAUGAAAUUAAGACUCUGUCUUCGGGUCUGCUUAGUUUAAAUAGUUUUCUUGAUAGUUUAGUCGAACUUUUAACUCCAAGGUAAAUGCGAGCGGUGUAGCGACAGCCGGAAGUGACGCCAGACACAUCCCCAAGGCGCGUCGUUUCCUGCGGCUGCCGUCAAAAUCACUGCGUUCAGAUAAUGAACAGGACUGGCAUGCUGUGUGCUGCUGACGGUCUGCAUUAGAUUACAGCGCCGCUGGUUCAGAGUCGGACCUGCGUCUUUAAUAAUCCGGCGACAUUAGUGCUGGAAGUACGCGUGUGUAGUGUGCAGUAUGCAGUGCGGUAGAGAGCACUGACAGCGCUGCAGUAAUUGGUGGCAGUGUCCUGGUCAUUACGUGCUACGGGCCGCGAUAAAAUGGGUCCAAAUCGCUGUGAAAAGUUAUAAAGAGAGAAAAAUGGACUAUAGACGCAAAAGGAGACUGACGUUCUUCACUAUAGGACUGAUCUUCUUACUGAGCGGCAUUGAGUACGGUAAGCUGAGUAUGGUAACGUUACUGCUGUCCGGGGCACAACAAGGUGUUUUUUAUUUUUUUUGUAUAUUUUGUUUUGUGUGUCGUCUUCUAGGUCCUGCGUUCAAUAUCUUUCUCAGACUCUGUAACUUCCAGAUCGGACCUUUUACAGUGAACAAAUACACUUCCCCGGGGCUCUUUAUGUGCCUGCUGUGGAUCCUCCUUCAGUUUAUAGUCCUGUUCAUGUACUGGGACUUCACUCCUCAAGACCAAAGGUGUCAGAGGAACGGAGUGGAGCGGGAGGAAGAAGAGGAGGGCGAGGAGGGCAAACCUUUGGUUGGGCCCAAUGAGCUCACUGGCUCAUACGGGACGGUCACCAGCAUUCAGUCCAGGACCUCUUCAGUGGCCAACGGUGAUGUGACUCAUGUUUCCCCUCCACCUUCACCUCCACCUGAGGACCUCAGCUCCAGUUCCUUCAAGAACUUCAGUGCUAGCAGAGAGUUCCUCAGAGAGGAGGUGGUUGUGCUGUUGGCUACUAUGGUGACUCCUCUGACACAGAAGUUCUUUAACUUCGGCGAGUUGGAGAACAGCAUCAUGUACUGUCUGUGUGGCAUCGAGGUGAUCGCUGGCUUCCUGUUCGUGCGCUGGUUGAGCAAGCGUGUGGCGGAGCGAGUGGUGCUGGCCGUCGGCCUCAUCCUCUGCAAUAUCUCCUGUGUCUGGUGCCUGAUCUUCCUGGCCAAUCCUCAGGGAGGAUUUGCAUGGCAGCUGGCGGAGUUCAUCAUUGGUGUUUUCCUUCAGGUCCUGGGCCUUCCUUUUGUGGCAGUCGCCCAGGUGUCUCUCUUCUCCAAAAUUACAUCAGAGAAGACACAAGGGUUCAGUCAGGGGAUUCGGCGCUCUGUCGGAGGACUGGGCACCAUUCUCGGACCUCUCUGGGCGGGCGGUCUGACCUUUGACCUGUACGUGAUGCUGGGGCUGAUGAUGGGUCUGCUCGCCCUUCUCACUAUCAUGAUGGUGGUGUCGUAUGAGCGGCUGGUGGAGCCUGUAACUGUAGACAAUCCCGCAGGAACUGAGUCUGAAGACUGACACAGGUUUGAUAUCAACUAGAUUGUGCCACUGUCGGUGAGCUGUUACUGAAUCUUUUGACUCAAAUCUUGAGAACUCAGUCUAGGUUUGACACACUGACAGUUAAUGCAGCUCCAGCUGAAACACCAUCAGUGACCACUGGAUAACAUCUGGAUUGACUGCAACACAAAUAAACAGCAGUGAAUGGAGACCACAGGAGAGGAGUAAGACUAACAUAACAAGCAGAAUGACAAAAGCAAACGCGAGGCUGUUGAAUAAAUCAGGUGAAUCUCGGAGCUUUGAUCAGGGCCAAGACUCUUGUGAUAAAUGGAUGUUUCUAUCAAAAUGACAUUCAAAAAAUGUCAGAAUUGUGAGAUAAAAUUAAAUAAA
This is a messenger RNA of Sinocyclocheilus grahami, 1960 nucleotides long. RefSeq lists its product as uncharacterized. The record is from RefSeq and is a predicted model, not a curated record. Bases 455 to 1591 code for a protein of 378 amino acids. NCBI's taxonomy places the organism in Eukaryota, Metazoa, Chordata, Actinopteri, Cypriniformes, Cyprinidae. The transcript has 9 exons. Gene Ontology annotation, molecular function: transmembrane transporter activity. Gene Ontology annotation, biological process: transmembrane transport.